Messenger RNA from Perkinsus marinus ATCC 50983, 934 nucleotides. RefSeq names its product serine/arginine rich splicing factor, putative. Gene Ontology annotation, molecular function: RNA binding. NCBI's taxonomy places the organism in Eukaryota, Perkinsozoa, Perkinsida, Perkinsidae. The transcript is spliced from 6 exons. Bases 28 to 873 code for a protein of 281 amino acids. The record is from RefSeq and is a predicted model, not a curated record.
AGACACAGCCGUAACACUGUCCUAUACAUGUCAUCUGCCAGCCGUAGUCGAUCCUAUUCGAAGCGCUCUGAUGGAAGUGAGCGUAGUCGCUCGAGAACUCCAAUUAAGGAGGGAGAGGAGGAAACCCCUAAGCGUGACGCUAGCGAGGAGAAGGUGCUGAGCCCUAAGGAGAAGAGUCCUGUGAGGGAGCGUAGUGAAUCUGAAGACCGCAAGAGUGAUAGUGAGGCCUCGGUACGAUCGAGCAGAAGGGGGGAUAGUAGAGGUCGAGGAGAGAAGAAGAGCUGCAGUAGAAGUCCUCACAGUCGUAGACGUGGGACGAGUCCGGAUAGAGAAUCGAGGUCUCGCAGUGAGGGCGGUCGAGGUCGUUCGGAGUCCGAUUCUCGUCAUCGUGGGCCGAGCAGGAGAGAGCGCAGUCGUUCCCGUACCCCUGGUGGUCGCGGUGGGGCUCGUGAAGGCUCCUGCAGUUUGCUUGUUAGGAAUCUGCCCGAUGAAGUGAAUCCUAUGAGACUCCGCGAUGCAUUUGAGCGCUUUGGGUAUGUGCGGGAUGUGUACAUCCCUUUGGACUACUACAGCAAGAGGCCUCGAGGCUUCGGCUUUGUUGAGUUCGACGAUCCUAGGGAUGCUGAUGAGGCCAGGGACGCUAUGGAUGGUCAACGACUUGGCAGCAACUAUGUUGAGGUGGAAGUUGCCAAGCAGAGACGGAAGUCCCCUAGGACUAUGCGAAGACUGGAUGAUGAAUAUAGAGGGGGAAGGUCUUCAAGAGGAGGGUAUGGUGGUGGCUACAGAGGCGGUCGUGAAUACUAUUCCGAGGGCAGAAGUCGUCGCCGUUCCCCCUCCUAUGGCAGACGUUCUCGUUCUCGUGAUCGUUAUUAAAUCACUAUCGCUAGGAGUGACACCACAGCAGUGUCAGGUUUACUAAGGAAAUAACAUCGAA